This is a messenger RNA of Ictalurus furcatus (blue catfish), 3532 nucleotides long. Its product is annotated as protocadherin beta-15-like. Gene Ontology annotation, molecular function: calcium ion binding. The transcript is spliced from 2 exons. NCBI's taxonomy places the organism in Eukaryota, Metazoa, Chordata, Actinopteri, Siluriformes, Ictaluridae. Bases 833 to 3532 code for a protein of 899 amino acids. Gene Ontology annotation, cellular component: plasma membrane. The record is from RefSeq and is a predicted model, not a curated record. Gene Ontology annotation, biological process: homophilic cell-cell adhesion.
AGAAUACUGUGUCCGGAAAACACCGUAAUGCCUACACCAUCAACAUACCUAUAUAUUUUUUAAAACAAUGCUGAGCAUACUGACUACGUUUUUUGUGGUCUUAAUUACUUUUACAACCUUUUUUUAUUUUAGUUUAAAUCACUUUGUUAUUUGUUUUAUUUUAACUUUAGCAUGAUGGCACCACAAUUUCUCAAAUAUGUAAUUUUGAGUAAUCAACGUUAGGUCAGAAUGAGAAUAAGAAGAAAAAGAAGAAUUGUUUUCUUUUUUUAAAAAACGACAUGAAUAAGUGUGAUUGCGUGCUCUACUACAGUGGGUAUACUGGAUUUUAAAAAAAAGCGCCUCUGUAAUUGUUUUAUAUGAUUAACUGUCUCUUAAUAAUACACCAUAAUUUGUUAACACCUUAAAGUGUUGGGAUUGGUUUGCUGCUUCAGCGAUAAAAGUAUCAAUUUAAUAUUAAUAAAUCAAUAUUAAAACCAUAGAUAGAUAGAUAGAUAGAGAGAGAGAGAGAGAGAGAGAGAGAGAGAAAGAGAGAGAGAGAGAGAGAGAUCACAGCGGUAAGGGUAUUUGCAAUAACAUGCAAUGUUCAUCUCAUGUUCGUUUAAGUUUAUAAGUAUAUAAAAUAAUCCUUCAUUAUAGACCAACACAACCCACAUACUGAUAAAAUCGCUGAACAAUUUUUUUCGCAUCCAAAAAUAGUUCAUGGUGUAAUAGUAAACAAAAUUAAUAAUACCUAUUAAAACCAUUACUUCACACUGGUUAUGUAAUUGUGAAUGUAAUAAAACGGGCUCUUGGCGUCGCUAUAGACCGUGCAAAUAUCAACCCGCCUCGCUAUAUGGCCCCUCCUAUUGAAUGGUUAACCGAGAAGCAUAAAGGAACAGCGUGCUUUGUUCCUGGAAGCACGAAAUGGUGGCCUUGCAAUGCCUGGCUGGCUCCAUGCGAGACUCUUAGUACAUGGAAUAUUGUUAUAGAAAUUCUACGAGAUUGUUUGGAUGCCUUACUUUCUGGGACUGUCUUCGCUGCAAUGGGCUUCCCUGUUCAAAAAGAGAAGGCGUGGAUUUGGUUCAUCGCUUUAUCGUGUUUAUCGGACUUCUGCGCGGCGCAGAUAUCUUACUCCGUGUCAGAGGAGGUCGAAAAAGGAACAUUUGUUGGAAAUAUCGCGAAGGAUUUAAACGUAAAUGUGCUUGAACUGGAGUCGCGGGGACUGCGGAUUGUAUCGGCACACAAUAAGAGGUAUUUUGAUGUAAAUCUGAAGACGGGAGUGCUAUUUGUCAGUGAGAGAAUAGAUAGAGAGGAGCUCUGCAGUAAUGUACCGAAGUGUUUAGUAAAUAUAGAAGCCAUCUUAAAUAAUCCUCUUCAACUCCACAGAAUAGAGGUGAUCAUUUUAGAUAUAAAUGACAAUGCACCGUUUUUCCAUAAAAUGUCAUUCGAUAUUAAUAUCACGGAGUCAGCAUAUACUGGGGAAAAAUUCCCAUUACCAGUACCCAAAGAUGCAGAUAUAGGGACCAACUCGGUGAAAAGUUACAAACUGAGCCAGAAUGAACAUUUCUCACUGGAUGUACAGAGCGGAGAGCAGACUGUGUCUGCUGAGUUAGUGCUACAGAAAGCUUUAGACAGAGAGAAACAGCCUGUGAUCCGGUUAACUCUAACGGCUAUCGAUGGAGGAAAACCUCCCCGAUCUGGAACGGCGAUCAUUGUCAUCAAUGUCGUGGAUGUGAAUGAUAACACUCCUACAUUUAGCAAACAACUGUAUAAGGUUCGUGUUUCAGAAAAUACUCCAACUGGGACGACACUGAUCAAACUCGCGGCUACAGAUUUAGAUGAGGGUGUAAACGGUGAAAUUGUGUAUUCUCUGAUAGAGCGAGAUAGUUCAACAUCAUCUCGUUUAUUCACAAUAGACAAAGACAGUGGUGAAAUUACAGUUCAGGGCAAUUUAGAUUAUGAAGAAAAUCCUGCGUUUGAAAUCCGUGCCCAAGCCAGUGAUCGCGGCCAUUCCCCACGUAGCACGCACUGUAAAGUUCUAGUGGAAGUCAUUGACGUUAAUGAUAAUACACCAGUAAUUUCACUAACAUCUCUUAUGAAUACAGUAAGAGAGGAUUCUGCUUCAGGAUCAGUAAUUGCUUUGGUGACUGUUAUAGAUCUAGACAACGGGAAAAACGGUGCUGCUAAAGUAUAUAUAUCGGAUUCUGAACAUUUUAAGCUGAAAUCUUCAUAUAAAAAUUAUUAUUCUUUAGUUGUCGAUGGUUCGUUAGACAGGGAAAGUGUGUCACAGUAUAAUAUCACUAUAACAGCUAUCGAUGAAGGGACUCCACCUCUCUCCAGCACCACUGUCAUUACUGUACUCGUCUCUGAUGUGAAUGACAACGCGCCGCGUUUUCCAGACUCCGUCAUUAAUGUGUAUGUAAAAGAGAACAGUCAGGUUGGAUCUGUUAUUUUUACAGUAUCCGCUUUUGAUCCCGAUGUUGGUAAUAAUGCCAGGAUUUCUUAUUCAUUACUGGAAAGCGCAAAAAGUAUUUUUGUAUCAUCCAUGAUCAACAUAAACUCUGACAGUGGAGAUAUUCACAGUUUGCAGUCAUUUAACUAUGAGGAAACGAAAACAUUUCAGUUCAAAGUUCAGGCCACAGACUCUGGUAUUCCUCCACUGAGCAGUAACGUGACUGUGAAUGUUUUUAUCCUGGAUGAGAAUGACAACAGUCCCGAGAUUCUCGCUCCUUAUUCUGAUCAUGGAUCUGUUCAUACUGAGAACAUUCCCUAUUCUGCUGAAGCGGGCUACUUUGUGGCCAAGAUCAGGGCUGUAGACUCCGAUUCUGGAUAUAAUGCACUGCUUUCUUAUCACAUCUCUGAACCCAAAGGAAACAACCUCUUCCGGAUCGGAACCAGCAAUGGAGAGAUCAGGACUAAGAGGAGAAUGAGUGACAAUGACCUGAAAACUCACCCGUUGGUCAUUUUGGUUUCUGAUAACGGAGAGCCCCCGCUGUCAGCUACUGUGUCUAUUGAUGUUGUGAUUUUUGAGAGCACAGGUGACAUAAAGACUCAAUUUAAACAUGCACCUAUAACGGAGGACAGUUUCUCGGAUUUAAACAUGUAUUUGCUGAUCGCCAUUGUGUCAGUUUCAGUGAUAUUUUUACUGAGUCUGAUCAGUUUAAUAGCUGUAAAAUGCUGCAGGACAGAUGGUAGUUUCAGCAGAUACAGUGCCCCAGUGAUCACCACACAUCCUGAUGGAAGCUGGUCUUACUCCAAAUCUACUCAACAGUAUGAUGUUUGUUUUAGUUCUGAUACACUAAAGAGUGACGUAAUGGUUUUCCCUGCACCAUUUCCGGCUGCAGAUACGGAUCUGAUAAGUAUGAAUGAAGGUGACAUCUUAAACAGAACGCAGACACUUCCUAAUAAAGAUAAGGUAAGGCUAAUAUUUUACUUAAUCGCGGUCAAUAACUUUUGCCUGUCCUUAGCUUCUUUUUCUCUGUUUGACGAGUCUCCUCUUCGUCGGGAGGAAGGGCGUACCGGCUCGCGUUCGGCUAUUGUUUGCGAGACAUAA